GUGUGCAUAACACUUAUAUUUGUGUACGGAAAUAAACUAUAAAGCGGUUUAUACGCGAUUUUUUCAGCAGGACGAAACAAAUUUUUGUGCAUGGAUGAGUCUGUUAUUGCUGUACUUAGUUACGCAUUCAAUGUGGUGUAAUGUAAUGUGGUUGGUUGUGGAAAAAUACUGUUUUUUAUUCUAUUUUCCAAUGAAUUUUUCAAUUUGUGUUUAUUGAAUGGUCGUAUAAGCUCUUUUGUUCCAUUUAUUAUUCAGAGGAAUAGAGGAAGCUGCGUAUAAAAACAGUCGAGUGGUUGAACAGAUAUAUAUCGAACUGUUUACUGUUACAUAACAAAAAAGUUCUGGUUUAAUAAACUACAUUCGCUUUUAACGAGCAUAAACUGUUGUUUAAUAUUUAAAUGAUUUGAACAGCAGCAAAAAGUUGAUGUUAACAAAUGAAAGUGAAUUUUGCGUAGCAGUUGGUGAGAUACUCCUUCAGGAUAAGCUAAUCAUUGGAUUAAAAUCAGAGGAUUAGAAACUAGCGUAACUCAGAUGUGCUUCAAAACAACAACAACAGAAUGAACUGCAACCCAUUUAACCACAAUUGCAUAAAAGUUUAAUGUGUUUAAUGUGACAAAAUGACAACAAAAAAAUUGUCAACCAUAAAAUGAAUAUUGUAAAGGCCCAAUCAUAUUCUGUACGCGGUGCAGCAAAAACAACAACAUCAAUUUGAUUUCGUAUAUGUGUGUGAUAUUCUGUGUCGAUAAAAUUGACAUUAAUAAUUGUAAUAGAAAGCGGAAUGAAAAUUCAUCAUUAAUAAGUCUAUGUCGAACGGGGGAAAUGUUACAGUGAAGUCGACCGGGAAGUAUAUAUAAUAAAAAUUUAAAAAGGUGUCAUCGUUCUUUGAUUAAGUGUGGAUAUUAAAGUGGAACGAAAAGAAGGAGAAACAAAAAUAAAUUGAACUCAUUUAUAAUCAUUUCGAAAGUUAAAAAUGGAACAUGCCAAUAAUAAUUACAUAAUAAAGCGAAAUAAAAAGAGAAAAAGUUGAAAUAAAUAUUGUUCAGUGUGCUGUUUUCAUAAGUUUCGAAAAUAUGGUAAAAGUUCAAUUAAAAUUGUUCAGCGUAGAUAACAUUUGAAAUUCGUUGGUUGGUUUUUUUCUUUGUGAAAAACCUCUGAAAAUGGCUUUUGUUGUUUUUAAAAGUGAUUAUCUACUGACUAUGUUUUUCAUUUUGGCGAUUGUUUACGGCGAGCCUCACUCCGGAUCAGAAAAUGGUAAAGCAGCCACGUCACAGAAUCACAUUACGUCAUCGGGUUCUGCAUUGUUUACGACAAGAAAUAAUACACGCAUUAUAGUGCAACGAAAUGGAUUAGCGGUGCUUCCCUGCCAAGUGAAAUGGAAUCCAUCUGCAACGGUAUCAUGGAUUCGACGUCGCGAUUUUCAAUUACUCACCGUCGGCUUAUCAACAUAUAGUAGUGACGAUCGAUUUCUUGUUGAGCAUGCAAGACACAUGGGUCAUUGGUCGCUGCGGAUAAAAUCUGUACGUGACGAAGACAAAGGAUUAUAUGAGUGCCAAUUAAAUUUAUAUCCGACUGUGUCGAUAUUUGUUGAAUUGAAGGUUGUCGAGGCUGUAGCAGACAUUGUUGGAGCACCAGAUCUUCACAUAGACGAAGGUUCCACAUUACGAUUAGAAUGUAAAUUAAAGCGUGCUACAGAGAAUCCGGCUUAUGUAUUCUGGUACCAUGACAAUAAAAUGGUAAAUUACGACAUACAGGACGGAUUUUCGGUGUCUUCCUUUCAAACACCACACAAUCACCAUAAUAAUGGUGUAAGCAGCAGCAGUAGCAGUCCAAUUAGCAGUAGUAAUAUUAGUAAUGGAAAUCACGAUGGAAGCUCAUUGAAUGCAACAACUAGCGUAGCACCGUCAAUACCACAGACCACAUUUCUUAAAGUUCCGUCAACCAGUGUAUUAACCAUCCAGGAAGUUCAUUUUAAACAUGCUGGUAAUUACACGUGCGCUCCGUCAAAUGCUCGUCAAACGAGCAUCACUGUGCAUGUACUGCGAGGUGAAAAACCAGCAGCUAUGCAACAUGCCAACCGUAGCACCGUUGAGGAUGGAAAAUCGAAUUCGAAUUCACUUAAAUGUAAAUAUCAGCCACUUUGGGUUCUAACAUUAUUAUACCUAAUUUGCAUGUUCAACAGAAUCAAUAGAUGAAACUAGAGAGUGUUAUGUUUUUCAGUUACUUUAUUUCUUUUUUAUCCUGUUUUCUGUGUACAAAGUUUAACAAGAAUGAAUUGAACGAAAUUGCUGUAUGUGUUUUUACAACAAAUAGAAUCAACGGAAGAUAGAUACACGAAAAAAAAUCAUCUAAUAAAUUAGAUAAAAUUUAAAACAAAAUGAAGAAAUAACAUUCGUUGAGGAAUGGAAAUGGUGAAUAAACUCCAAGUCGGUAAAUAAAGGAAUAUUAAAUUGGACGAAAUGAAGAAGAAGAAAAAAGGUAACGCAUACAAGACGUAUUAUAUAUAGAUAUAUAUCUAUGUAGCUAGUUCGAUUAUUCGUAUACUUUUUAUAAUAACUGGAAUGAUAUCUCUAUAACACACAGAUGAAUGAAGAAAAAAAAAUGUUUAUGACGAAAAUGAAGUUUAUAUAUAGAUAGACACUAAGGAAUACCUAUAUAUACACAUAAUAACGGCAAAAGAAAGAAAAGAAAAAUAUAUUAAAAUUAUAAUUCAUCCAUUGAGAUUCAUAGAUUUAUUCAAUCGUUAUAACAAUUACUUUGGGCUAUGGGGGUCAUGGAAAAAAAAAAUUUAUUGUAUAAUGAUGAUGGGAGUUUGAUCAACGGUAUUAUAACAUUCGGCGAAAUUAUAUUUUUCUUUUAAAUAUCUUUUUCUUUCGUCAUGGCUUCUGAAAAAUGCGGAUUUUAUGGCGAGAGUAAUGUUUGCGUAAAGAAAAUUUAAAUUUUCUUUAAUUUUGAGAGUGGCAAUCGUCAUGAAUGGGUGGUUGCGUCAUGAAUAACGGAAAAUUAAGAAACAUAAAAUGAAUCGUAAUUAUCGGUGGUGCUGGAUUUUUGCUCUAGAGCGACCCAAGUGAAUUUUUAUCGAGUGACGAUGAUUGUUUCAUUUUUUGUUAAGGGAACGGAGUGGAAGCCUACCUCGAAAAACGGCGACCAGGACUUUGACUUUCCAAACUUUAUUCACUAUCGUGAUUUUUCGAAUAGAUCCGUGAUUUUCCGGAUAUCAAAGAAUUUUCAUAACUUCGUGACUUUUUCUUAACUUUUCGGGACUUUCCGUGACUUCACUUCACGAUACCUUUCAGUGAAUUUUUGAAAAUUUUUGUUAUUUUAGUGACUUUUCGUUACUUUCCGGGAUGUUUCGUGUAUUUACGGAUCUUUCCGGUAUUAGCGUGACGUGACUUUUCGUGAUUUUUCUUGACUUUUUAGAUGACUUUAUGACUUUCCGGAUAAGUUUUUGACAUUUUUCGGACCUGAACUACGACUUUCCAAGCCUGUUUCCCGGAAGGAACAUUGGGUUUGAUUUUCUUUGAUUUAUUGGUUGGCUUCGGAAGUGUGGAACAGACCAAUAGAUGAUAUCAAACAAGUACUUUUAAGGAUUUCUUUUCAACUUCCCAUAAAGCAAAAGAUUGAUUUUUUUUUCAUUUAUUCCACUUUUAAGGUGGAAUUGUAAUACAAAAUAUCUUGAUUUCUUCGAUUCUAGGCCAUAUUCCGGGCUAUUGACAAUUUAUAUCUUGAUCAUUCACCUCUUUUUUCGCAGUUACUGCAUAUUUCUCCAUAGUGGGUUUUGGUUCAACGAAUUAUGAGCUACUACUGUUUAUGGCUAGGCUCUCUCGUUUUCCUAUAAUUCCAGAAUGUCCGAGCAGCCAUUUCACUGUGAUCUACCAUAGGCAUUUCAUUGAUAGACAUGAUUGAGUGCAUCUUUUACCAAGAAAAACAAACUUAAAAGAUUUCACGUUUCAUACUUAAAAUUCUUGAAAAUGAACUCAAUCAAUAAUUUACCUGACAAGUCAACCUAAAGUUUGCCUAUUCGGAUAUCUAACCUGGAACACGUCAUACGUCCACUACUGCAGCACUGAUAUCUGCAACUGACAGCUAUUUGACUUCAAAUCAUACUAAAUUCGGUCUAUUGCCUGCGUCUCCAUAAGACGAUUCAGUUAAUAUUGUAUGACCCGAAUUGGAAUGUUCCUGAACGGACGUGAAAUAUGAAUCGUUUGAAUUUCAGAACAGGGUUUAUUCUAGCAAUCCAAUUCAUCACAUAUUAAUGCGUACGGUCUACACAGUCGCUGUAGAGACAGAUAUAUUGAACGAACACACAAAACAUAUUCAAGAAGUUUUUUUAGACGACAAAAUAAUUUUGGGUAGUUGAAUGGGCUUUCACUAUCUGUAUAAAUUUCAUUUAAUUUUGUUUCAUCACUCCCUUCGCAGUUUUUUUUUCUGCAAAAGGUAUUUUUCUUGGAAAAUCCUAUCAACUAGGCAGACGACAAUAACACACGAGCAAAAAGUGUGAUUAUGUCUGAACCGAAAACAGGUCAGUUGUUUCUCAGAAUUCACUGAAAUACGAGACAUCGAAAUAAUUUCUGUCGAACCAUUUUAAAGCAUACAAAACAUUUAAAGCACCUUCGUGGGAACGUCGAUUUUCGUUAAACGUAAGCUAUACCUAAUGUGCAUAGUUUGCCUACUCAAACUGUAAGUUUUCGGGAACGGUGUCUUCAUAACGUUAUUUCGCAAAGUCAUUACCAGAAGUGAAUCAUUCCAUGUAUGUGCUAAUGGCCCGAAAAGAAAAUGAUAUCCAUUAACGCGUAAAGUCAUGUAGUCGCGAGAUAAACGAUUGCCACUUGGUUCAUAAUAACGAUGAUCAUAUACUCCUAUGCUGUAAAGGUUAAACUUUAACAAGAAUUUGAAUCACUUCCAACUUUCGAAAUUGUAUUUGAAAGGAACAAAAUUUUAGGAUAAUAAAUUUUAGAUAGAUUUAAUUACAUGAUACACGUUUUGUAAAUUAUGAACCAUUAACAACACACGUACCAUACUCAUAAAAUCAAGUAAUUAAUUCCAUAUACUAAAACAACAAAUGAAUGCGAUUUAGUUAUUAUUUCAAAAUAGUAGUCAGAGCAAGGCGUACUGCAACAUGUUGGUUGAUGCUGCUACAUUAUACAUAUAUACAUACGUUCAGUUGGAGAAAAAUGGAAAAUAGAAAACGUUCAUCGCUUUUAAGAAUUUGUCUCCAAAUAAGAUCAAUCAAAAAAAAAAAAAAUGCCAAAAUCUUAAGUGUAAAUCAUCGCAUGGCGUCACAGAACAUUGACAUGGAACAUUAAGUACUUCCGCAACUAGAACUGAAAACGAACCAUCUCAAUAUUUCAUUUCUUUAAUAUAUUAAGGUCACAUAGGGCGCAUGCUCAACUCGUAGUUUAUUUUUGGAAAAGAAAUUCCAAAAAAUCCAAACAAAAUUCGUUAAAAUUCCUAAAAUUAAAUUUAAAAAUUUUGUAUAAUAUUUUUAACCCCAAAUUUGUCGCAAAUUAAAUCCAAUCACAAAUUUGGUUGGGUUUAACUGUAUGGCAUUUUAAAGCAUUUAAUUCCAAAAAUAAAAUCCGUCAUAUUCGAUCGCAUAUUCUACUCUUGGAAGGAAAAGGAACAUCAUUAUGUGAUCGCUGAUCUCAACUUUGCAUUGUAACCAAGCUAGCAGCCUAACUAAAUUUAUAAAGGUGGCAAUACCGUAGCCUUUGCAUUUUACAUGUGCAAUUGGAAAUUAGUCAACUGUGUGUUUCUGCAAACAAAGAAAUAAGGAGGUAUUUUGACAGCGUCAAAACGAAAUUUGUUUGCUAGAGAGGGCAUUGGAUGAACACUUAACUUUACAACAUUUCCCAACUUUGUGACGUUUCAUACCUUGUUAUGUAAAUAGUUUUCUUUACUUGUUCCGUGAAUAAUUGUAUAAUCAAAACCACACGUUUUUCAUGCACUUUCAUCGUUUAAUGCGGACGUGCUUUUUCCCUUAUUUAUAAAAUUGUAAAUGCGAUCGAUUGCCAAGAUUUAUACUGAACUGUUAUGAGGAUGCCCUCCGACUAUUGAUUAAUUACAAACAAACAACCAACAAAACAUACAUUUUAAAUAAACAAAAUCCGUUACACCUAAUCAUGGUCUAAUUUUAAUAGAUGUUCUAUAUAUGUUAAUGUGUCAUAAAUAUGUUUAUGGAAUAUUAAGGACUUAGGUGUAAUUUAUCAGUGACAAAUUCGUUAAAUGGAUACAGUGUUUGCGAUAAAUAUUUACAGGUUUUAUGGACGGCUGGCCUAGUCUAAGCCUUUGACCUUUCACAUACGACAAGCAUUACCUUUAGAAUAGUUAUCGAAUCUGGUACUUAAUUUGAUCUAAGAUUGAAAUUAAAUCUUUUACUUCAUUUGUUUUGACAUAAGUUUUUCUAUAUAGGACGACGUUUGGUAGUAUUUAUUGGUUACUUAUGUCGUUGUUGUCGAUUACAGAUGGUUUAAGUCAGUCAAAUUGAUAAGUUUAGGGGAUGACGUCAUGCUUCUCUUGAACGAGGCAAUGACGACAAAAGCAGUCGAUGAGGUAUUGCCUGCUCUUGUUACCGUCUGUCUAUAAAGCAAAUGGAUUGUAAAACUGUUGAAAUAAACUACUUUUAAUCGAACAAUGUCUCGGCUAAUGUAAUUCAAGCUGCUAACAACAUAAGCAACAAAUUUAUCGUAAAAGAUGAAGGUCUAAACAUCUGGUAAUUUAAAGAUUAAUUUGUGGUUUUUCGUCUUAGUAUAUUUCUCAAAACGAACGAUAGACCGACUGAUAAACUGAUCUGUUACACUUUACAUCCAAAUAAUGAUGUACCGAAGAUGUAACAUCUCAUUAAUUAAACAUCAUAAAUAUUGCAAUUUAGCAUAUUGACAAUUCGGGUGUUGUACCACUGAUAGCCUCACAUGUAUUAUUUACAUUUACAUGCUAGACGGUUUACCUCAUAUGCUAAACUGUUCAAAAAACAUUUAUUUAUUUGUAAAUCAAAGCUAACAAACAUUAUAUGCAUCAAUUAUUUACACACAUCUCGCAUCAUUGUUGUGUACUGGGAGCGGGUGUGUGACUGCUGUAUUUAUCAUAAUAUCGCAUAUAUAUACGGAUCUCGCGUUUACGAAUUCAUGAUGAUAUUAUUACGUGUUUUCGUUUAAUUAAGAAUUACUUAUUACUCUGUAAAUUAAUUAGUUGUAUAACGAUAUGCAAACAAUUACAAUAUUACAAUUCAAAUACAAACACCAGUUCAUAUCGCUUUGAAGGCAAUCUUAUGGUUUCCAUUUGUUGGAUAAUUUAUUAACCAAUCGAAUGAUGUUCCCUUCUAAUUGAUUUUACAACAUGAUUUAAUGCUUUCGUUGGCAUUGACUGGUUCGAGCUAGUUAGAUGAAGAAGGCGGUUAAUUGAGACUGGGUCAUGACGUUACACCCUUUAAUCGAAAUCCGUGGCAACAAUCACAUCGGUACAGGAACGACAAGAAAGUCAAUAUACUGAAAAAUAGGGAAAAGCUAAAAUCUGACUUUUGUAUCAUACUGUAAAUACACAGGGGCUGACCACCCAUCUAUAAUUGACAUCGACGUGAAUCGAAAAUCGAAAGUUCUAUGAAGUCCUACAAAAAUAUCGAACAGAAAUGUAGACUAAAAAGUUCCUGUUUUUUGAAUUGUUGGUCCAGAUAAUCAAUUUUGCCUGAGGGCGAUAUGGCGCGAUGCCACACAACUCACCAUUAUGAUGUUCAUCGAUGUAAUGUAACACUGUAACGUGUAAAGGUUUCCAUUGAUAUAAUCAUCAACGUAGAAGUGUCGUUGCAGAUUCUACAUUGUAGAAAGGUCUUCUAGAGGAGUUUUCGAUAAGUCGUUAUGAUGGUGCUUUAGGCGCCACGGUAAUGUUAAAGUUAUCAAAAAGGAUUUACGGUGAAAUUUCCGUACAUCGCAACAAUCAUAAGGAAUAGUGGCGUCGAGUAUAUUGAUGGUGAGAGAGUUAGUAUUACAUCAUUAGAAAAUGUAUGGAGGACACAGCCUCUAUGAAAUUUCGAGGAGUAAAUCAACAAGCAUAGGCUUUCGUUAGGUGGAAUUGAGAAAAAUAAUCUUGCCCCCCAUGAGGAGCAAACCCAAAAUCGGCGCCUAUGAUACGGAAUAGAAAACAAGGUACUUUAAGACCAAUAUUCGAUUUUGAGUUCAAUUUUUGACUAAUCACCAGGUUGGUACACUUGAAAAUUUAUCUUAUUUUACAUAAUUUCAUAAUCGGAUCUGAAUUACAUCGUAAAAUCAAUUAUACUCGAAAGUUUCAAAGUCAAUUUUCUUGAGAAAAACAUGUCUGUAUCGGAAUAACGUAUAUUUUGGCAUAUUUUUUUGAAUUGGAACUUUAGGCUUUUUCCACCCCCGAAAGUUUUGGAUGUCCUCCCACAUAACUCGGCGGUUCGCUGAUGGUAAAUUUUCAAAAUCUGUAAAAUCGUCUAUCAGCGGACGCCUGAGUU
This is a messenger RNA of Bradysia coprophila, 8464 nucleotides long. RefSeq names its product defective proboscis extension response 19 (gene dpr19). Lineage: Eukaryota; Metazoa; Arthropoda; Insecta; Diptera; Sciaridae. The record is from RefSeq and is a predicted model, not a curated record. Gene Ontology annotation, cellular component: neuron projection membrane. Gene Ontology annotation, biological process: synapse organization.